AUCAAGGCUUCGGCUUCCGGGGCCCGAGGGCCUUAAGCCAUCCCCCUGGUUAUCAGAUCCGCGAUUACGCUUACGCGCCACCCGUUAUCGGCCACUGUGACCGUCAAAGCAGCCGGCCGGCCAUCACACCACCGCACGCCGCGGUCAUCUCUUGCCUCGUCCUUGUCACGACUAGACUCACACUGACGCAGCGUCACACGCCUGCGACGCACGCCGAGCACAUAUAAGCCCCCAGGCAGCACCUAGCCCUCAAGGCACAAACCCUUCGACCUACCUACCCGAAACGUGCUCGGAUCACACCGGCUCCAAGCUCACCUUUUAAGAGCCUUGGCAUCUCGUCGACCUCUCUCCACCUCCCCCUCCUCGUCGACAAUGUAUAUCCCCGUCCUGUCCUCCGUGUGGCCGGCGAACACGCCCGGAGAGCACAAGGCAAGCGGGUACGCGUACGUCCGCGCGCCGGCGCUCGAGCGGUACACUGCGCCCAAGCCGACGCUCAAGGUCGACGGCUCGCGCGUCCUCGAGCUCAAGGAGUCGGCGUUUUCGGUGUUCUACCCCUCCGAAGUGGGCGGAGGGCCCAUCGGCGUGCCGUGGGUCGUUGACCCCGUCGGGGGCGUGUUGGCGGGCUACGAGAAGUUCAUGAGCGCCGGCGGUGGCGGCGGUCCUGCCGCGUGGCUGUUCGGCGCUUUGCGGUUCGUCGCGGGUCGGUUCAAGAUGGCAGUGGAGCGCAACGCACCCCUCGUCAAGAGCGACAAGCCGCUCCCCAUCGUGCUCUUCUCGCACGGCAUGGUGGGCACACGCACAACCUACAGCCAGUACUGCACCGCGCUCGCGUCAGAGGGAUACAUUGUGCUGUCAGUCGAGCACCGCGACCACUCGGGCCCGUGCGUCAUCUUCCCCGCGGACGAGGAGCACCCCGAGCCCCGCCAGGUGCUGUUCACCAAGUUUGCCGAGUGCGACUUCGACCCCAGCCUGGAAGACCCCGAGAUGCUCGACCUGCGAUACCUCCAGCUCGAGUUCCGCGUGCGCGAGCUGUACGAGGCGUACGGGACCUUCAAGCGGCUGGUGGCUGGCGACGCGGGCGUGAUAGUCGAGAAGCUGGCAGAGGAAAAGCGCGCGGCGUUCGUGUCGUCGUUUGCAAACAGAGUCAACUGGAACGACGUCCGCGUCGCGGGCCACUCGUUUGGCGGCGGCACCGCGAUGCACCUCCUCCAGACGCCCCCGCCGGGGUCGUACGCGCCCCUCAACGUCACGUACUGCGUCGCGCUCGACCCAUGGACCGAGCCGUAUGGCCAGAUGCAGAAGCGCACCGGGUUCCAGAUCCCUGACAAGAAGUACCCGCCGACGCUGUCGAUCAACUCGGACGAAUUUACGAACAAGGAGCCGAUGUUCAGUCUGCUCGUCGACUCGAGCAAGCGGAUGGGAGGUGCGCUCGUCUCGAUGGUGGGCGUGGGCCACCAGGGGUACUCAGACUUCCCGAUCGUUUCGUCUAUGCCGUCGACGGCAGCGGCAAACUACAAGACGAUGCACGACCUCACGAUCGCGCUGUUCGAAGACAAGUUGAACGAGAGCCCCCUGAUGGCGGGCAAGCCCGACGGAGGCGUUUUGACCGGGUACCCCGGCGGCAAAGCCGGCGGCAAGUACGGCGAGGUGCUUGUGCAUCUGCGUCUUGGCGAAAGCUUGACGCCGACGGCGAAUGGCAAGGUCGUGACGCCGCCAGAGGCCGUGACGACGACGACGACGGUGGCGGGUGUCAAGGUGUCGGCGUAAGUGCCACAAUUCACAAGUGCCACAUUGUCACCGUCACUCCUUCCCUUUCUCCCUGUUCUAGUUUGUACCACAUGCGACACUGGACUUUUACACGAA
Messenger RNA from Vanrija pseudolonga, 1863 nucleotides. RefSeq names its product Platelet-activating factor acetylhydrolase 2 (gene paf-2). Gene Ontology annotation, molecular function: 1-alkyl-2-acetylglycerophosphocholine esterase activity. Bases 373 to 1767 code for a protein of 464 amino acids. NCBI's taxonomy places the organism in Eukaryota, Fungi, Basidiomycota, Tremellomycetes, Trichosporonales, Trichosporonaceae. The transcript is spliced from 5 exons. The record is from RefSeq and is a predicted model, not a curated record.